AUGGGAGCAUAUAUGACAGGUGGUGUGACAGAUGGUAUGAAACUAGCAACAAUUACAUCCAAAGUUGGCAUAAAAAUCGCAAUAACAAAUGCCAGAAAAUUAGAUCCGAAAAGAUUGGAAAAUGCAAUGGUCGAUUUCUUCAGAACGCUAUGGGAAAUGAAGUUAUAUAAGGAAUCAUUAAUCCUCGUAUCCGAAUUUCUUUGGAAUGAAGAUAUCAAAGAAAUUUUAUCAUUAUUUCCAUUUUUUGUCAUCGAAUCGAAGCCAUCACCCCGUAAUAAACUCAAUGGACUUACAGAGUAUACUCUUGAUGACAUCGAAGUCUUCGAAAAGCUUGGUCAAUUUUUGGUAUUUACAAGAUCUCAAUUUUCCGAAUCCCAUGAUUCAUAUUUAACCCAUCAGAUGCCUGCAGUAGAGACUGCCUUAUUCGAAUACUACGCGAUCUUCCAUCAAACACGCGAACUUGAUGCGUUAAUGGCCGAAGAAAACUCAGUGAUUUCGCAAGCCGUAACUUUGUUUUUCAACCAAUUUUUGGCAAAAAGGUCACUUCACCCGGCUCUGGCCAUUUAUUUUGCCCACACAGAGAGAAUUGAUGAAGCCCUGAAAAUCUGGAAAACGUUGAAUGACGCUGACAAAGAAAACGUUCGAUGGGCGGUUGAAGCAGGAUAUACAUUGCAAUUAGUAGAUGACGAAGAUGACUUGAAAUCGAAUUUGGAUUGGAUAAAGAAGAGAUCAAGAACAGCAGCAAUUAUAGCAUUCCUCAGACCAAACGUUGAUAUUUCAUUGGCCAUGGAUUGGAUAAAACAAAAUGCUCAGGAAUUUUCUGUCAGAUUUUACGAUUAUUUGUUAAACAACAAUUUGUUGAAACCGGAAUUAGUAAAGAACGCGUUAGAUAGUUACACAGAUCUCCUUUCGAUUGUAGGAGCUCCUGAGUUUAAAGCAGAUCACGCUGCUUUUUACGAAAAAUACUAUCAAACAUGGCUGAAAAGAUCACCAAGACAGAACGAGCUCGAUGAACUUGAUAAAUACCUCAUUGACCAACUAAUUAAAUGCGCAAUGCUGAAUCCAAAGAACUUAUCUAAAUACUGUUCAAUUGCAAAGAGACUUGUAAAAAUGGAUUUGAUGUUUACUUUGUUCCAAAUUGGAGAAAUGUAUUCUGAAGCUGCAAAAGAGUUCAUAUUGACAUGGAAAGCAGAUUUCGCUAAGAUACAAAAGUUCUGCAGACAAUGCAAGAGCCCUGAAAAGGCAUUCAAGGUAACUAUCGAAGUUUUGGCCGAAGAAGGAUAUAAUAUUUUUGGCCAACAUCGACAAUUUAUCUUGGAUAACAUUGAAUUCAUUUCCCAUGAGGAUAUAAUUAAAUGGAUACCUGAUAAUCAGAACAUUGAUGACUAUAUUGAUUUCUUUAUCUCAAUGGAAGGAAAGAAUUUACUUAAAAGAAACAUAAUGAAGAUGCAGGAAGCAACAAUUAGACAGUUGAACAACGAAAUUGACUACAAACUUACAAUACAAGAAGUAAGAUGUGCUGAAUUUGGUUACACAACGGUUUGUGGGUCAUGUGGAAGACCUGUUGGAAGUGGAUUUGUUUGCGUCGCUCCAGAUAACACUGUUUAUCAUUUGGCUUGCAAACCAAAGAAAUUAGUUAAUGUUCAACAAGAAAAUCAUGUUUAA
This is a messenger RNA of Trichomonas vaginalis G3, 1665 nucleotides long. Its product is annotated as CNH domain containing family. Bases 1 to 1665 code for a protein of 554 amino acids. Gene Ontology annotation, cellular component: cytoplasm; membrane. NCBI's taxonomy places the organism in Eukaryota, Parabasalia, Trichomonadida, Trichomonadidae. Gene Ontology annotation, biological process: autophagy; vesicle-mediated transport; endosomal vesicle fusion. The transcript has a single exon. The record is from RefSeq and is a predicted model, not a curated record.